Orussus abietinus is the source of this 2687-nucleotide messenger RNA. Its product is annotated as U3 small nucleolar ribonucleoprotein protein MPP10. The record is from RefSeq and is a predicted model, not a curated record. Gene Ontology annotation, biological process: rRNA processing. Gene Ontology annotation, cellular component: nucleus; small-subunit processome; Mpp10 complex. The coding region runs from base 97 to 1983 and encodes 628 amino acids. The transcript has 5 exons. NCBI's taxonomy places the organism in Eukaryota, Metazoa, Arthropoda, Insecta, Hymenoptera, Orussidae.
CGGUGAUACGCACGAGACCUGUUUAGUGCUGUCGCGUUGUGAUUGGCCGAGACAAUUCACCUCCAGCAGACCAGGAAAUAGUAAAGAACUCUAAGAAUGGCUACAAUAAAUAUAUUAGAAAAUGUCAUAUCAACAGUUGACGAUAGGACACAAAAACCUGAACGGUUCCUAAGUUUACAAGAAGAUGUUGCCGAUGAGUUUCAGAAGUGUGUAAAAAUUUUGUAUGAUUUUACCAAAGAGGAGUCAGAAAAGGAAAACAGUGCUUUGCCGACGCUCAUAACAAAUGGCUUUGAUGAAGAGCAAAUCUGGCAACAAAUAGAAUUGCAAAAUGGAGCUGAAUGGAGUCGUUUGUUAAAGAAUGUGUCAAUAGCAUUAGCAUCAACUGGUUUGUUAACUCUACCUAUCAGUGUGAAAAAAAAUGAAACUAUAUCUGAUAAUAAUGAAAGUGAAGAUUGUGCAGUUUCUGAUGUACCAGAAAAUGAGUCCGAGGUACAUGAUACGAUAGCGGAAGAAAAGGUAGAAACUACACGUGUUAAUAAGAAGCGUAAGCAAAAGUCAUCGAUAGUGGAUGACAAGUUUUUUAAAUUACAAGAAUUAGAUGAGUAUUUAAAAAAAGAGGACAGGAAAGAAUUACACACUAAAGCAGAGAGUACGGAUGAGUCCGAUGACGAAUCGGUUGACUAUUUCAAUGAUUUUUCUGAAGAAGAACAGAAGGAGGCAGAAGAUGCAAGGCUCGUAAAAUAUGCAUCCUUUUUUGACAGUCCGGAAAGAGAUGUUGCAAAUGUAGAAAAUAAUAUAGAGAAUUCUAUCAAUGAAGAUGACGAUAAAAUGCAAUUAGGCUCAGACAUUAGUGAAGAUGAUGCUUUUUCAGAAAAGAAUACCGAAGUAGGGACUACUCAAACCAAACGUGUGAAAUUCAGUUUAACAAAUGCUUCAGAUGACUCUGAUAGUGCAGAGGAAAAUAAAAAUGAAAAUGAAGAAAAUACGAAUUUGGUGUCUAAAUCUUCGCUCGAGGCUCGUCAGGAUAGAUUGAAGAAAAAAAUUAAAGAGCUGGAAGAAGAAGCUCUUACCGAAAAACCAUGGCAAUUAAAAGGAGAAGUAAAUGCAGUUAGUAGACCAUAUAAUUCUCUUCUUCAAGAGUAUGUAGAAUUUGAUGUCGCAACACGUCCACCUCCACUAAUCACGGAACAAACUACAGUUAGACUUGAAGACAUAAUAAAACAAAGGAUAAAAGAUAAAGCAUGGGACGACGUAGAAAAGAAAUUUAAACCCAUAGAAACACCCCUAGAGUAUAAAAAGAAAUUAGUUAUGGAUCAAGAAAAAAGUAAACGUAGUUUAGCCCAAAUUUACGAGGAGGAGUAUCUAAAACAGAAGCAAGCACUUGAUCCUGAACAUGAAGAAAAAGAAGAAGAAGAACCCAAAGCACAUACUGAAAUUCGAGAGAAGAUGAAAACUUUAUUUGCACAACUGGACGCUUUGUCAAACUACCACUUUACUCCGAAAAUGGCCAAGCCAGAUGUUAAGAUUGUUAGUAACAUUCCUGCUAUUAACAUGGAAGAAGUUGCUCCAGUGGCUACCAGUGACAUGACCCUUCUUGCUCCGGAAGAAAUUAAGGACAAACCACGCGGUGAUAUUAUUGGGAAGUCUGAACGAACCGAUGCAGAUAAAAAACGUGAACGACGUCAGAAGAAACUUAAGCAACGCAAACAUUAUAAAGCUAAGGAGGAAAGAAAGGAAACCGAUGACAUUAAACCAAGCCUUAAGAAUAAGCUGAAGAAAAAUAAAUUAAACAGCGCGAAAGCGAAAUUAAGCAAAGCGCGUAACGUACUAAAAAUGAACGAAUCAACUCAGAAAGUGUCAAAAUCUUCUACUGCAUUCUUUAAUCAGUUGCAGGAUCAAGUGCGAAGUCAAAUAAAAUCGAAAGCACCUAAAGUGACCAAAAAUGAUCAAAAUACAUUAUCGGCGGUUAAACUAAAACUGUAGAAAUUCUUUGCCAGAUAAAAUACACUUUUUGUUUUAAUUUCACAUUAUGGUUGAAGGAAUAAUAUGAUUUAUGUGCCUUCUGUUGAAUUACUAUUUAUUUUGAUUUCUCCUGCAUUCAUGAAAAUUCUAUCACGUAACGUGGUGAGAUGCUGUGGGUAUUAGUAAUGAAAUGACGGGUCUCAAAUUAGAGAGAGUUACAUCACGUAAAAAUUGCUGUACUGUACUUAGUAGAGUAAGAGAAACGCGCAUUAUUCACAAAUUAAAUUUCCUUGCUCUGCAUCGCUGCCAAUUUUUGCACAGAGUAGUCGCAAGCAUUGCGAUAAGAAGUUUCCAUGUUUCAAUGAAAUAAUGUUCUUGAUUUCUAAUGAUAUGCUAUAAUUUUGUUCAAUUUCUCAUUUAGAACACACUAAACAUAUACAAAAACACCACUUCGCACAUGGUUGCUUACAAAUACAGUCACCUUUAGACGCAAAGUUAUCUAUAUAUUUUUUUUCCUCAAGAGUACCUAAAAAUGGUGUCUUGUACAGAGAAGCAAAGUGAAUUACAUAAUUUUGUACAUCGUCAAGUUCGAGCAGCUUUCGUCGAAUGUUGAGUAGUGAUUGCACGGUUUAUAAUUACAAAACUUAUAAUUAAAAUAAUUAAGCUAGUCUUAGACGUCUAAUGAUAAGAUUAUAUUAAAAUUAUGAUGAAUUACGUAGAUUCAA